Molecule: messenger RNA, 2583 nt
Organism: Salmo salar (Atlantic salmon)
Lineage: Eukaryota; Metazoa; Chordata; Actinopteri; Salmoniformes; Salmonidae
Product: kinesin-like protein KIF2C
Biological process (GO): microtubule-based movement; microtubule depolymerization
Cellular component (GO): microtubule
Molecular function (GO): microtubule motor activity; ATP binding; microtubule binding
Source: RefSeq, a predicted model, not a curated record
CUUUUUAAAGUUUUAUGUUUGCUUGUUUUUCAAAUUGUCGAAUUAGGUGAACAAGCUUAAAACUAAACAUCCUUGCCCACGACCAAUGAGCAUCGCCUUUUUCUACUUCUUCCGCUGACGUGCGACGACUUUCAAAUCUUUGGCGGUUGACUGGCGUUUGAUAACUUUUCAACAUAUGUCAAGUGCUUACACGAAUUAACAUGGAUUCAACUAUGGCGAACCAUCUUGUUGGGCUUUCAGUCAACAUCCAAAGAAGCGACGGGCGAGUGCAUCCUGCAAACGUCAAAACUGUUGAUUCCACAACAUCUAUUGUAAAGGUUGAAUGGUUUGAGAAAUCUGUAUGCAGGGGAAAGGAGCUCGAAAUUAAUGAAUUAUGGUCCCUGAAUGAAGAGCUUUUUGAGCACAUGAAAUCCGCUACUACACCUGCUCCUCCAGAGAAGAAAUAUGGAAGCCGUCUCCGUUCAUCCAGGAUCCCUGCUCCUUCCAAUCAUUCUGCUCAAGUGGGUCCUCCUGAGGAGACAGUUCCACUUCCUAGAAAGUCCAUACGGCAGACAUGCUUGUUCCGGGCCCCUGCUCCAGUCUCUGAACCUGCUAAGACUAAACAAGAAUUCCUGUCUUCAGAGUAUCCACCCUCUGUCCUCAAAGCUUCUGGUGUGCCCAACCGAGAGGGGAAGAGGAACGAUCAGAGACAGACUGUUGUCCUGCCGCCAGUCAACGAGACCAAGAGUGUCUUAGUCACCUCAAACAAACGGAGCUCUGUGGUACCCGCAGACAUGAGCAAACCAGUGAACAAAAGAUUGUCCCAUGCAGUCAAGAGUUAUGACAUGGUGCCCAAGAAGGGAAAGUUUGGAGACACAAACCGACCGAACAAGCAGUUUUACCAGAUGAUUGAAGACUUCAGAGAGACCUUGGAAGUAUUUCCUUUAUCUCCAUCGGAUACGGUUGAAGCUCAUAGAAUUUGUGUGUGUGUUCGCAAGCGUCCUCUAAACAAUAAAGAGGUGGCCAAGAAAGAAAUUGAUGUGGUGACUAUCCCUGGUAAUGGAACGCUGCUUGUUCAUGAACCCAAGCAGAAAGUGGACCUGACCAAAUACCUGGACAACCAGGUCUUCCAUUUUGACUACUCCUUUGAUGAGUCAUCCACCAAUGACUUAGUGUACAGGUUUACCGCCAAGCCUCUUGUCCAGACCAUCUUCGACGGAGGAAUGGCAACUUGUUUUGCUUACGGCCAAACUGGAAGUGGUAAAACUCACACAAUGGGAGGAGACUUUUCAGGGAAGAGCCAGAACAGUUCCAAAGGGAUCUAUGCCUUGGCAGCUCAGGAUGUGUUCACCCUUCUGAAGCAGAGGAGAUAUUCCAGUCAGGACCUGUGCCCCUAUGUGACCUUUUUUGAGAUCUACAAUGGCAAGGUGUUUGAUCUGCUGAACAAGAAGGCCAAGCUGCGAGUGCUAGAGGAUGAGAAACAACAGGUCCAGGUGGUCGGCCUGCAGGAGAUGUACGUGUCAUGUGCUGAAGACGUCAUCAAGAUGAUUGAGAUGGGCAGUGCAUGCAGGACGUCCGGCCAGACGUCCGCCAACGCCAACUCGUCUCGCUCCCACGCCAUCCUGCAGGUGAUCCUGCGGAAGAGGAACCAGCUGCACGGGAAGUUCUCCCUGGUGGACCUGGCGGGGAACGAGAGGGGCACAGACGUCAGCAGCAACGACAGACAGACCCUGGUAGAGACGGCCGAGAUCAACCGCAGCCUGCUGGCUCUCAAGGAAUGUAUUCGCUCAUUGGGGAUGGACAGCCACCACAUACCCUUCAGGAUGAGCAAACUGACACAGGUGCUCCGAGACUCCUUCAUCGGAGAGAACUCCAAGACAUGCAUGAUUGCUAUGGUGUCUCCUGGAAUGGCCUCAUGCGAUUACACUCUAAACACACUACGCUAUGCAGACAGAGCAAAGGAACUGAACGGGACAUCCAGGGUGAAUGAUGCUGAUCUUCCGAAGAAGAUUGAUGAGAUGGAAGUGGAGAACAGCUCCUCAGAGGAGGACUCCAUUGUGCCCAUGACCGACAUGUAUGAGGCCAUCUCCCAGGUGUCUGAGCUGGAGGAGUUAGUGCAUGAGGAGUUGACGAGGGCCAGUGAUUUUCUCAAGCCAAUGGAGAUGCCAUCAUAUGACAUUGAGGCUGGGGUGACAGAUAUUGUGGACUACGCAAGAAAAUUACUGGACACAGUCCUGGCAUUGCAAUAUGCCAUCGAUGGAGAGCGACUGGCAAGGAUGACGCCCAAAUCAGGUUAUUGCUGAGAGGGACGGCCACUCGACUUGUUCACUUGGAAAUAUGGCGCUAUUAAAAGUACCGUUGAGUUGUGAAUGUUUUAUCAUGCAGUUACUAUUGUGCAAGGGUUCAAUUGGACAUAAAUUCAUUUCCGCUGACUUUAAUUAAUAGCAAAAGAAAUAAAGUAUUACCUCUAACAUAUAAAGCCUCUCACUACAUACCAUAGAUGUCCAUGAAAGAAUGUUAACAAUUCAUGUUUUCAAUGUAUUUGUAUACAAAAUGGAAAUUUGUCCAGUUUUUAAAUGAUUUGAUUAAAGUUUUUUUUAUGAA